AUGAAUUACGUAAAAGGACUCUUUUCAAAGAAGAACGAGGCUCAUCAUGAAGAUGAUGAAUCCGAAGCCAAUGAAAGCGAAGAACAAGAACAGGAACAAGCAAAGAAGAAAGUGAAGAAUUUUCCACCAUGUUAUCCGAUUGUCUAUCAUAGUUUUUCUGCUUGUGGAAAGAAAAAGUAUUUGGCGUUUAUGGGAUUGAUUGCAUAUUUUGCUUACAUUUUGCUCACACUUUGUAAUACUGCAGGGCUGAUUAUUGGACUUGUAGCAAGCAAGCUUAGCGAUUACAUUGGAGGUAUUGCUAUUGCUGGAGCUAUUGCUCUAUUCUUCCCUGUCAUUGGAUUCUUUGCUCAAUAUUGGCUUCAUUAUGGAGCUUGUAGUCACAAGAACUCUGCCAGAUAUGUUUUGGCCUUUAUUUCUUACAUUGUUGGCAUUUUGUUCAGCUUGUUUAUGGCUAUUGGAGUGCCAUCUGCUGGAGGUUGUGGACUUGUGAGCGCUUUAUGGCUGCUAACUAAGGGUGGUGAUACCUUUUCUGUUGUCUUUAGCUUUGUGAUGGCUGCUGCUUGGGCUGUGAAUGUUGUCUAUCAAAUUAUCAUUGUCAUUUUGCUGUACAGACAUUUCAACGAGGAAGGUUCAACUCUUGGCCGUGCCAAAGAUCAAAUUGUUGCAUUCUUUGCUAGAAGAUCACUCUCUAACGCUGUUUCAGGAGUUGUUGGAAAUUAA
Naegleria lovaniensis is the source of this 720-nucleotide messenger RNA. RefSeq lists its product as uncharacterized. NCBI's taxonomy places the organism in Eukaryota, Heterolobosea, Eutetramitea, Acrasida, Naegleriidae. Gene Ontology annotation, biological process: protein transport. The coding region runs from base 1 to 720 and encodes 239 amino acids. The transcript has 4 exons. Gene Ontology annotation, cellular component: trans-Golgi network membrane; recycling endosome membrane. The record is from RefSeq and is a predicted model, not a curated record.